Schistosoma turkestanicum is the source of this 6291-nucleotide messenger RNA. The record is from the annotation of a GenBank genome assembly. Lineage: Eukaryota; Metazoa; Platyhelminthes; Trematoda; Strigeidida; Schistosomatidae.
AUGUUUUCAAGGCAUGGAACUCGAUGUGCUGGACAAAUUGCUGCUCAGGGUAAUAACUCUGUAUGUGUUGUUGGCAUUGCUUAUAAUGCACAGAUAGGUGGCAUACGUAUGUUAGAUGGUUAUAUAACGGAUAGAGUUGAAGCGGAAACAUUACAUUUUCGACAGGAUUACAUUGACAUUUACUCAGGAAGUUGGGGACCUGAAGACUCAGGGAAACUAUAUGAAGGUCCCGGUAUACUUGCUCAAUCUGCAUUCCAACAAGGUGUAGUUACGGGUCGACGAGGUUUCGGCAAUAUUUAUGUUUGGGCAUCAGGGAAUGGUGGUUCACUAGAUGAUUCAUGCGCUUGUGAUGGUUAUUCAAGUAGUCCAUUCACUUUAUCGGUUAGUGGUGUUGGUGAAUCAAAUACACGUCCAUGGUAUUUAGAAAAAUGUUCAUCAACUUUAGUCAGUACUUAUAGUAGUGGUAGUCCAAUGGAAAGAAUGAUUUCCACUAUUGAUUUGGGUCAUGACUGUACUCGUAUGCAUUCUGGUACGUCAGCAAGUGCACCAAUGGCAGCUGGAAUUAUCGCACUAUUAUUAGAAGCUAAUGAUCGACUUAGUUGGCGUGAUGUUCAAUAUAUUACUUUACUAACAGCUAAUCCAGAACCAUUCAAAGAUGGUAAUUUUACAAAGAAUGCUGUUGGACGUCAAUAUAGCCAAUUGUAUGGAUAUGGUUUAAUGGAUGCUGGUAAAAUGGUUCGAUUAGGUGAACUAUGGCGUGGUGUACCUCCACAUCAUCGUUGUACUUCAAAUGUGAUGGAUGUGCAAAAAAAUUUAGGUGGAAGAUUUAAUAUUACAUUAUUUCUUAACUUUUCUGGAUGUCAACCAAAAUCUCAAAAUAAUGAAUCAACAAAUAAAUUGAAUAAAUCAUCUACUUCAGAAAAUGGUACACCUAUACGUUAUUUAGAACAUGUUCAAGUUUAUGCAGAUAUUGUAUAUCAACGCAGAGGAUUAUUACAGCUAUCUGUCAUAUCUCCAAGUGGCACAUUGAGUGUACUUCUUCCACCUCGAAUUCAUGAUGAACAUUCAGGUAAUAUAGCUAUGCUACGUUGGCCAGUUACAACUGUACAAUUUUGGGGUGAAAAUGCUGUUGGUACAUGGCAAAUACGUUUAGAUAGUAUUGUAGGCAGUGAAAUAAGUCGUGCUGAUCCAGAUAACAUUAAAGGAUUUUGGCGUUCAGUUUGGAUUGUAGCCUAUGGUACAGAUGAAUUUCCUAUACGUCUUAAACCUCCUACAUCUGAACAUCCACCACCUCCGGAAUGGUUCAAAUCAUUUUCGGAAUAUGUUGUUGAUGAUCAACACUGGCAUAAAGUGUAUACAUGUCAUUCUGAAUGUGCACCCGGUGGUUGUACAGGUCCAGCAGCUGAUCAAUGUUUGAAUGGAUGUAAACAUUUUGCUACUGAAAGCCGACAAUGUGUAUCAGUUUGUCCUCUUGGGACUACAGCUUUUGGUGCUUUACGUCUUGGUACUUCGUUAAAUAAUUAUGCUAAUUCUAAUGCUAAUAAUAUUAACAACAUAAGUGAUAAUAAUAAUAAUGAACAAGAUGUACAUGUUCGCAGUAAACUGGCAACACCCUCAUCAUCAACAACAAAAUCACCAUCACCAGUUGGACGUAUACGAAGUAGUAGUAGUAGUCAUAGUCCUUAUCCAUUGGAUAUGUAUAGUAAUGAUAAUCAUUUUAUCAAUACAAACAAUUAUAAUUAUAAUCAACAAGGAUUUAAAAAUGAAAUGGUCUGUCAACCAUGUUGGUCAUUAUGCUCAGCUUGUAUACGUCCACAUAUUGAAUAUGAUUGUACAGCAUGUUUAAAUCAACGUUUUCUAGUGCCAUUAUUAACAGCAAAUGAUGAUGCUAAAACAGUAUUAUUCUCAUAUACUCAGGAUAAUAAUAACAAUAAUAAUAAUAAUAAUCAUGGAAAUACACAAUUUGUAAAUUUUAAUUUACCUCAAAUAAUUGGUACAUGUCGUACUGAAUGUCCAGUGGGUUUUUUCGGUAAUAAAUCAACGUCAGUAUGUGAAGCGUGUGCAGAAAAUUGUGCACGGUGCGUUGGAUCAAAGUCGGAUGAAUGUCUUGAAUGCUAUUCCGGUUUUCGAUUAAUUCAUGGCAAAUGUGUUGAUAAUGCAUCACCUGAUGGUCGUUGUAAAUCGGGACAAUACUUGAAACAUUCCAAAUGUGUAGAUUGUCAUUCAUCUUGUGAUAAAACCGGUUGUAUUACAUCAGAUCAAUGUAUAUGGUGUCCUGCUCACUUACCAAACUUUUUCAAUUCAACCUGUAUAAAAUCUUGUCCAGAAGGUUGGUAUUCUGGUGAACAAAUUCAACCACCAUUUUAUACCAAUUUUGUACAGAAUGUAAUUUCAUCUCUAAAACAACAAUCCAUACAUAUAUGUGAAGCAUGCUCACCUGGUUGUCAGAAAUGUAUUAAUUUCAGUGUAUGUAUCAUGUGUUUACCUAAUUUGAAACUAUACAAUGGUACAUGUAUAUUAUUGUCUUCAGAUACUAUCAACACAACUGAUAUUUCUUCAUCCGAUAACAGUCAGAUUAAUAACAGAAAAUCACCAAACCAAUGCAAUACUGAAUCAUGUUCAAUAUGUUAUGAUAAUAAUGGUUCGGAAAAGAUUUGUCUUCAAUGUUCACCAAAUUAUCACUUACUUGAAAUUACACUAUUCAAUAGCUUAUUACAACAGGUUGAUGUGUUCACUGAAAAUCCGAGUAAUUUUCCAACAUCCUCUAUGUCAUCCAUUCUAUUAUCUCCUCCUCCUAACACAUCAUCAUCAUCAUCAUCAUCAUUGUCGACAUUAGUGGGAUUGAAUAAAACAACUAAUUCAACUAUAAUCUCAUCAAUUAUAGCUGGACUCACUGCAUUGUCAUCAGCAGUAACAACAACAAUGACUAAUAUGACAAUACCGACAUCGCCAACAACACCGCCAACUCCCAUUGUUGACACAACUAAAACAACAACAACAACUAUGGAUGUAAAUAAUCUACCUAAUUUAUUCAAUAAAAUUAUGCGGAAUCAUUUAGCAUUGAUCUCGCGACGUUUUGUCAAUGAUAAUAAUAAUAAUAAUAAUGAGAAUAUGAAUAUUCAUGAUAAUGAAUAUCAUGCUACUACAAAUAAUAACAACGUGAUGAAUAUAGUUCAACCGAAAUAUAUUUGUGUACAACAUACAUGUCCUAAUGGUUAUUAUUUAAAAACUUGGCUAAUUCAUGACCAGGAAAUAACAAUGUGUUCCAUGUGUCCACCUUCAUGUUCUAGUUGUAAAGAUAUAACACAUUGUAAUUCGUGUCGGCCUGGUUUUUACCUUCAUAAAAAAACGAAUUAUUGUUUAAUGCGUACCACCUGUCGUACUUCUGAAUACUUUGAUGAAGAUAAAGGUAUAUGUCAACCAUGUGAUCCUAAUUGUCGAACGUGUUCUGGACCUCAUCCAUUUCAAUGUACCAGUUGUAAUAGAAAACCACCAGCUCCACGUUGUUUAUUGACAAAUCAACGUGUUUCCAAAUUACACAGAACUUCAAAAGAUUUAGCUCUAUGGACUGAUUAUUCAAAUGUAGAGCCCAAUUCUGGACAAUGUUUACUUUGUUGCCCUUAUCGAUUGGCUUUGACUAGCCGUGAUCCUACACAUUGCAUGUUUUGUGUUGCUGAUAAACCAAUUUGUUUAGGCGGUGAUGAAAUCGGAGCUGGAGAUAGUGGUUACAUACUAGAAGAUGUCAACAAUAAUGAUCAAUCAUUAUCAAAAUUGUUCAAUAAAGAACCGUCUCGUCUUAUUCUAUUGAUUGUGUGUAUUAUAUUUAUUACAUUAUUAAUUGUAUUUAUCAUAGCUCAUUUUAUCACAGCACACCGUCGUCGUCAUCGUGGCAGCUAUCCGAAAUAUUGUAGUUGUUGUAAAAAACAACAUCAUCUACCUCCUAAUAAACGUAUAAGAAAAAUUGUUACAUCUGUUACUAAAAAACGUGAAGCGCGUCAAUUAGCUUAUUUAACUAAUCAUCACAAUCAUUAUCAUGAUCAAUAUUUCACUAGUCCAACAUCAUUGGAUAAUACUAAUAAUAAAAUAACUGAAAAUGGUGAAAGUGAAGAUGACAACAACGAUGACAAUGACGAUGAUGAAGAUGAGGAUGAUGUACGAGCAGAACAAAUUUCAUUAAAAUGUAAACGUAUUAAAAAUAAUAAAAUCGAUAUCGGAUAUAUUGAUCAUAAAAUGAAUGAUAUUGAAUUAACUGAUGAUUGUAAUCAUCAUCAACAGCAUAAUGGCGGUACUAAUCAUCUCUACUAUACUCCAUCUCAUAAAUCAUCAUCCAAUGGUAAAUUACACAAUGAACGUGUAUAUCGAUUAAAUAUAGAUGAUUUAAUCAAUACACCACCAGUCAGCAUCACUGUCACAACACCAUCAUGUACAUUGAAUACUACAAAUACACAUAACCAUGUACGUUAUAGUCAAUUGAAUAGUAGUGUUCUACCUGAAGAUGAUGAUGAUGAUGACGAUCAUGCCGACGACAACAACAACAACAACAACAACAAUAAUGUUGACGAUAAUAAUCACACUGAUGAAAAUGAUACAAAUAAUAAUGACAUAACUGAGUCAUACACAGUAGACGAAGAUAACAGCUGAUUAGUUAAUUAUUGACGCCUAGUCGUUAUUUAUUGUUGAUUUAUAUGUCUUCUUCUUAUUAUUAUUAUCAAUGUAUUUUCGUCGAAAAUGAAGAUGUCGUUUAUUCGUUCCUGUUGCCUUUCGUUUAAAAACAAUAUCUUGUUUUUAUUUCCUAUAAAAAACAUGCUUUCUUCCUUGUAUGUUCCUCUUUAUUACCAUCAUAUUUGAUGAUUACACAACCAACCAACCAACCACCAUAAGUCAUUUUAUAAGAUCUCAGUGAAAUGUUAGAAAAAUACUCAUAUAAAACUGGGCACACUAUCUAUCUAUCUAUCAUCUUUGUUUAUACAACUAACUAACUGCGUAUACACAAUCAUUUAGUUGGAUUUGUAAGACAUUGUUAAGUUUACAAUCACUACUACUUAUUUUAUACCACUGCCAAUAAUCAUUGUUAAGUUUACAAUCACUACUACUUAUUUUAUACCACUGCCAAUAAUCAUAAAAAUGAAAGAGAAUAACAAUCAAUUAUUUUUAUGCUACUAAUUUUUACUUCCUUCCUGUCUGUCUUUUUACAUAAUAUAUUUUAUUAAAACAAAACAAAUUACAUGAUGGCCUUAUUUGGUUGGAAAUGAAACAUAAUAGAAUGAAUUACUCUGUUUCACAGACAUGAAUUCAUGUAUUGUUUUAUAUGUUGUCUUGAAUUUCUCGCUCGUUUCAUCUCAACUUGUGUUGAUGUAGAAAUGUUAAUGUACAGUGAGCAAUGAUCUGAAUGUUAAAAAACUAACUAAAUCUCUAUCUAUCUAUCUCUGUUACUCCGAAUCACACUCGGUAAGUAAAUAAGCACAAAUUUCAUUAUAAUUGUAAAAAAAAAAAUGAAACAAGCUGUGAUGUUGUGUAUACACUGUUUCAUCUUGUUUAAUUCUUCUAUUCAAUAUCCUAUUUGUUUGUUUUUUUCAAUUCUCCAGUCAAUAUUUCUAUAUCUAUACUGCUGCUUCACUCUUUUAUUGUGUACAUUCUUCUUUUUUUCUUUUCUCUGACAUUUCGAAUGUGUACAUGUUGUGUAGGUAGGUUAGUUAAACCCUACCAUUUUUAUACAAAAUUCAAUCAUACUCUUCAUAUUCAAUCGAUUGAUAUCAGCUUAAUACACUACUCUCAUUAUUUGUUUGUUGUCUUCCGUUUUUGUUGUUUUGUAUUUGUAAUAUUUUUUCCUUACAAAUGUUAGGUUUACGGAUUGCCUCUCCAUUGAUUGUAAUUUUUAAUACGAUUGUCUAAUUAGCCUUAUCACCACAGCCUACUAUUGCCACAUUACAAUCACCACUAUUAUUAUUAUUAUUAUUACAAAUGGUAGUAAUAUUGUCAACUUGUUUUCUUCUUGUCUCAAGUUUACAUCCAAUAUUUUUAUUUUGCGUUUUGUUUUUAAACCUAAUCUCUAUUUUUUUUAAUGAUGUAAAUUCUAAACUAUGAAAUGUGGAAGUCUCCUACUCCUACACUCUGUUAAGUGCUCUUUAUGAAUAUGAAAUGAUCAUCCACUAUGUAAAAUUACUUGUUAUUAUCUCGUUGAAUUGUUUCACUUUUAACUGGUUUUAUUGAUGUUGAUUGAUACUUUUACUGCUGCUGCUGAUGUUUGAUGAUAGCAUUAUUAAUUCUACCCAGCAAUAUUAGCCCUUUUUU